AUGAAGUGGAUUGAGCCAGUUUCCUCUUGAACGGAGCCUCACAUCAGAGGCCUUUUCCACAGUCUCUUCUGCUGUUUAUGUCAAAAUAACGAGUCACAUCCACUGAAAAACAAUACCCUCUUAUUGGUAAGAGAAAAUGGGAUUCUGUCAAAACAGGCCCCAGCAAAACCACUGCUCCCACAGAUGAAAUCGAAUGAUACAGGGAAGAUCUGUGUGGUCAUUGAUUUGGAUGAAACACUAGUGCAUAGUUCAUUUAAGCCAGUGAACAGUGCAGACUUUAUCAUUCCAGUGGAGAUUGAUGGAACAAUUCACCAGGUGUAUGUGUUAAAGAGACCCCAUGUUGACGAAUUCCUCAAGAGGAUGGGAGAAUUGUUUGAGUGUGUUUUGUUCACCGCAAGUUUAGCCAAGUAUGCUGAUCCUGUGUCUGACCUGUUGGACAAAUGGGGGACCUUCCGAAGUCGCCUCUUCCGGGAGUCCUGUGUCUUCCACAAAGGGAGCUAUGUAAAAGACCUGAGCUUUUUAGGAAGAGACCUCAACAAAGUCAUCAUCAUUGACAACUCCCCAGCCUCCUAUGUCUUCCAGCCUGACAAUGCAGUUCCCGUAGCAUCCUGGUUUGAUGACAUGUCAGACACCGAGCUCCUCGAUCUUAUCCCCUUCUUUGAGAAGCUAAGCAAAGUGGAUGACAUCUAUGACGUUCUCAGGCAGCAGAGGACUUUGAGUUAACACAAGCAGGACACCGGGAUGAAAACAUUCGCCAGUGGAUGUCAUCACGGGACCAUGGAGGCUGGUGGGCCGCAGACCCCACACUGCUUCCUACUACA
Monopterus albus (swamp eel) is the source of this 821-nucleotide messenger RNA. RefSeq names its product carboxy-terminal domain RNA polymerase II polypeptide A small phosphatase 1-like. The record is from RefSeq and is a predicted model, not a curated record. NCBI's taxonomy places the organism in Eukaryota, Metazoa, Chordata, Actinopteri, Synbranchiformes, Synbranchidae. Gene Ontology annotation, molecular function: RNA polymerase II CTD heptapeptide repeat phosphatase activity.